Molecule: messenger RNA, 1334 nt
Organism: Belonocnema kinseyi
Lineage: Eukaryota; Metazoa; Arthropoda; Insecta; Hymenoptera; Cynipidae
Gene: vih
Product: ubiquitin-conjugating enzyme E2 C
Exons: 4
Coding region: 140-688 (182 amino acids)
Source: RefSeq, a predicted model, not a curated record
AGUAGUAGAAUUGGGAGCAUUCAAAUUUUAGUGACUGUUGUGGACUGUUGUGCAUCGUUCAUCGCCCAGUUCACUCCAAAAUCUGAGGAAUAGUUUCAUUUUUUAACUCUCUUCUUCCUCCCUGCGGUCACAAUCAGGCAUGGCACAAAACGUCAAUCCAUUCUACUCGUCGCAGAAUCCACAGAAUAAAGCGAAGGAGGAAAAGCCAAAUUUACCCAAGGAUAAUCAUGCAGUGAGCAAAAGACUGCAAAAAGAACUUAUGAUUCUGAUGAUGAGCUCGGAAAAAGGUGUUUCUGCUUUUCCGGAAGGAGAAAAUCUCUUUAAGUGGAUAGGUACCAUCACAGGUCCUCGAGACACGGUUUACGCAGGUUUGACCUACAAGUUGAGCCUAGAAUUUCCUCAGAGUUAUCCUUACAGUGCACCAACAGUGCGAUUUGCGACAUCAUGUUUUCACCCAAAUGUGGAUAACGCAGGAAAUAUAUGUCUUGAUAUCCUGAAGGAUAAGUGGAGUGCCUUGUACGACGUUCGCACAAUUUUGCUCUCCAUACAGUCACUCUUGGGUGAGCCCAACAACGAGAGUCCACUCAAUCCUCAAGCCGCCGAACUCUGGAGCGAUCAGACAAAAUACAAAAAACACCUGAAGGACGAAUAUGACAGAGCCUUGAGUAGAGGUCAACAAGACUCAUGAUAAGCAAAUUUUCACACUUUGGUCCAAUCAGGAUGCAAUCCCUGCCUACACAAUUAUUAUUAUUAUAAUUAUUACUAUCAUCAAUAUUGAAUAUCCAGAAUGAAUCACCCUUUUCUUUUGGAAUUUCGUGAAAACACACACAACACACACAUGUACACACACAUGUACACACAUACACACAUACACACACACACUGCACUGAAAGUCCGAAAAGACUUGGAAUUAGUCGCUAGAGAAACUUCUUUUGACUUUGUCGAACGAUUCUAUUUCAGAUGUAUUUUUAUUUGCCCAGUAUCUCCGUGAUUUCCGAGGGAACAAUUAGGGAUUUGUACAAUCAUUUUGCGUCAAUUCGUAUUCGCGACUCCAGAUUUUUUAUGCGUUCAUAAUUCUGUUGGAAAAAACAAAAAAAAAAAAAAAAAAAAUCGUCUCUUUAAGUGGUGUAAAAUUGAAAAUUUUCGUGUCACGCUGAACAAACUCGAGACGCGAAUACGUCAUCUUCAUCGCCCCUAAGAUUUUUGAUGAACGUAGGUAUUUAUUUUAAUAAACGAUCGAGAUGAAACACGUUGAUUUGAGAAAUUUGAAUUUUUGGCGUGUGGUUGUUUCGCUCGUUGUAAUAUGUACUUUCGAAAUAAAUAUUUAAAAAGUA